Molecule: messenger RNA, 1758 nt
Organism: Penicillium robsamsonii
Lineage: Eukaryota; Fungi; Ascomycota; Eurotiomycetes; Eurotiales; Aspergillaceae
Product: N(6)-L-threonylcarbamoyladenine synthase family protein
Exons: 4
Coding region: 1-1758 (585 amino acids)
Biological process (GO): mitochondrial tRNA threonylcarbamoyladenosine modification
Cellular component (GO): mitochondrion
Source: RefSeq, a predicted model, not a curated record
AUGUAUACCGCCCGUGUCGUCAAGCCAAAGCUGUCCCUGAGCAUCUCUGCUGUGCAGAAUGCUCCUCGGCCAACACUAUCCCUCAAGUCACCAAGUACUCUUCCUCGCACACCUGUCUCGCCAAUUUCCGCAGCGAGUCCGUCAAGCAUGAGAUUUUCCUCACUGCAAGUCCCAAGCUAUUCAUACACAAACUCUUGCUCAUCGAAGAGCAUCCUCAAGAAGCAGUCGUCCUCGCGACCUGCCACUGUUGACAAGCGUAUACAAUUCCAAGUAACGCCAACCGUCCACUGUGUGACGCCUAUUGAGAACCCAGAUGAGUAUUACGGGAAGCACAUGAAGAUGUCACGAGAAGAGCGGCGAUGGACGGUCCGACAGGCUCCAAUUGAGGGCUUCUCCGGCCCGUGCGCGUCCGAUCUUUUUCGCCCCUGUCGCCGGUCAUCGGCGCUAAAAGCGAAGAGAUGCUUGACCUCCCGCCGUGGCUUGCUCACGUUGGCAAUUGAAACAUCAUGUGACGAUACAUCAAUAGCUAUCGUUGAGAAAACAAAGAAAGACUCCAGAAACGCAGCCAAGAUCCAUUUCCUUGAGAAUGUCACGGCCGACACGCGCGCGCAUCGCGGAAUUCACCCUAUUAUCGCCCUCGAAUCCCACCAAGACAACCUCGCAACCCUUGUACAGAAAGCCCUUAAUUACCUACCGGAGUCAAAAACCGGCGAUGGACUCAAAAUGGCAGAUGGGUCUCGUCGCCGCCUGCCUGAUUUCAUAUCCGCCACAAGAGGUCCUGGGAUGCGGUCCAAUCUGUCCGUUGGCCUCGAUACUGGAAAAGCGCUUUCGGUUGCAUGGCAGAUCCCCAUGGUCGGAGUGCAUCACAUGCAGGCACAUCUUUUGACACCGGGUCUUGUAUCAUGCCUGGAAAAUGAAGCCAAGCCUGUCGACCCACCCGCAAUGACCCCAGAAUUCCCUUUCCUGUCGAUUCUUGUCUCCGGAGGCCAUACGACUUUGGUUCAUUCCAAAGGUCUCACAGACCAUAGUAUUCUCGCUACAAGCGAAGACAUAGCUAUUGGAGAAGCACUCGAUAAAUCCGCACGAGAUAUCCUACCAGAUUCUUUGCUUCAGGAAGCUAAAAAUACCAUGUACGGCAAGAGUCUGGAGCAAUUCGUCUUCCCUAACGGCAAGGCCGAUUUCGCGGAUUAUACGCCACCGGAAACUCGAGGUAAAGAAAUAACAAAGCGUGUAAGCGAUUGGGGCUGGUCUCUUACGACUCCAUUCGCGAAUACGCGGAUCAUGCAGUUCAGCUUUUCUUCAAUUGCGAGCAUGGUUGGGAAAGUUGUUCAGAGUAACAGUACGAAUAUUAAGAUGUCGCAUCCAGAGCGUAUCGACCUAGGCCGGGAAGCCAUGCGCGUCUGUUUUGAGCACCUUGCUUCGCGCACUGUUAUCGCGCUGGAGACUCUGCGACCGCACAAUAAUGGCAAAAACGAUAUCAAGACUCUCGUUGUCAGUGGUGGUGUUGCCGCCAACCAGUUCCUCAUGAAAGUGCUCACUUCAUUCUUGGAAGUGCGCGGCUUUGGCAAUAUCAAGAUCGUUGCUCCACCUCCAUAUUUGUGUACCGACAAUGCGGCCAUGAUUGGGUGGGCCGGUAUUGAGAUGUUCGAAGCUGGCUUCCGAUCCGAGCUCAGCUGUCGUCCUCUGCGGAAAUGGACCCUUGACCCGAAAGCUGAUGAUGGUGGUAUCCUUGGCCCAGGAGGCUGGAUCCAGGAGUGA